Messenger RNA from Rhagoletis zephyria (snowberry fruit fly), 2121 nucleotides. RefSeq names its product protein retinal degeneration B-like. Gene Ontology annotation, cellular component: cytoplasm. Gene Ontology annotation, biological process: phospholipid transport. The record is from RefSeq and is a predicted model, not a curated record. Gene Ontology annotation, molecular function: phosphatidylinositol binding; phosphatidylinositol transfer activity; phosphatidylcholine intramembrane carrier activity. Lineage: Eukaryota; Metazoa; Arthropoda; Insecta; Diptera; Tephritidae.
AGAAAUGUUGAUUUUAAUUGAAAAUAGUGCUGAAAUAAAUUAUUGUAUGUUUAUACGGACAGCGUGCAAAUAUUACGGAAAAUAAAUGUGUGUGAAAAAGAUAAUAAACAACGACAACGCGAAAAGAAAAUAAAAACAAAUAAAAUUUCAAUAAAACGAAAAUGUGAAUAAAUUGCUAAUAAAAAACUAAAAGUUAAAACGCAAAAUGUCCUUCAAAUUUUUGCAGCUCACUUAGAUGAAGGAAGGAUUUUGCGCCCACGCAUCAGCAGCGCAACAACAACACCAACACAGCCGCCAACAGACGAUGAGGCAAACGAGCCAACCAGGCAGCGAGGAAUUUAAAGACAAUUCUACUCCAGAUUACUUACUUCAAUACAAGCCAUGAACCAACCAAGUAGUACUCGCCCGAACAUACAAAGCAAAAACUGCUUUAACAAAAAUGCGUUAGUAAUUAAAUGUAACCAAAGUAACUAGAAAGUUGGAAAGUAUUUAGUCACAAGUAACUGACUACAGACAAAAAUACGCGUUAUAUGAGUCCACCCCCUGAAAAGAGUCCGGCAUUCGCAGCACAGCAAAAUGUUGAUAAAAGAAUACCGUAUACCCUUACCGCUUACGGUCGAGGAAUAUCGCAUCGCACAGUUGUAUAUGAUAGCGAAAAAAAGUCGCGAAGAAAGUCAUGGCGAGGGAAGUGGCGUGGAAAUUAUCAUUAAUGAACCCUACAAAGAUGGGCCCGGCGGGAAUGGUGGGCAGUAUACGAAGAAAAUCUAUCAUGUGGGCAGCCAUUUGCCCGGUUGGAUAAAAAGUUUAUUGCCAAAGAGCGCCCUGACGGUGGAGGAGGAGGCAUGGAAUGCUUAUCCCUACACACGCACGCGCUACACCUGCCCCUUUGUUGAGAAAUUUUCGUUGGACAUUGAAACAUAUUACUUCCCAGAUAAUGGUUAUCAGGAAAAUGUAUUCAAUUUGAGCGGCAGCGACCUGAGAAAUCGCAUUGUGGACGUCAUUGACAUCGUCAAAGAUCAACUCUAUGGCGGUGAUUAUGUAAAGGAGGAAGAUCCUAAGCUAUUUGUAUCUGAGAAAACUGGCCGCGGUCCAUUGAGCGAAGAUUGGCUGGAGGAAUAUUGGCGCGAAGUGAAGGGCAAGAAGCAGCCCACAGCACGCAAUAUGUCGCUUAUGUGCGCCUAUAAAAUCUGUCGUGUCGAGUUUCGUUACUGGGGUAUGCAAACUAAGCUCGAGAAAUUCAUACACGAUGUAGCACUGCGGAAAACCAUGGUGCGCGCACAUCGGCAGGCAUGGGCGUGGCAAGAUGAGUGGCACGGUCUGACAAUUGAAGAUAUACGUGAGAUUGAGCGUCAAACGCAGCUAGCUUUGGCAAAGAAAAUGGGCGGUGCCGAAGAGAGCGAGAGUGAUGCGGAGGAUGCUGAUAGCGUGGCUGACUUGCAUGCGCGGCCCAUUGCAGGCAGCACGGGCAGUGAACGUCGAAAGUCUGGUGGCGCGCCUCCACCUAUUGUUACCCAAGAACCGCCAAGCGCUGAAGGAACUUCGGAUGAGGAUGAAGAGGAGGAGGCUGCACAGGAAGUGAGCGCACGUUCACGUUCGCAGAGCAUACAAAUGACUAAGGCGAAAUUUGGUUCGAAAGGUGCACUGCAUUCACCAGUUGGAUCGGCGCAUAGUUUCGAUUUGCAGCCGCAUGCUAAGAAUGUUCACCAUAAAAAUGUUGCAAAUUGGCGCAUGGAGCGCCUGGAGGUGGACACCAAAUCCAACUCCGAUGAAGAGUUCUUCGAUUGCGUUGAUACCAACGAGACCAACUCCCUCGCCAAAUGGAGUUCGCUUGAGCUGCUCGGCGAAGGUGACGACAGUCCGCCACCGAGUAGUGGUGUCGCGUAUAAAGACAGUCAAGAAGACAGUAUUUUCAAUCAAGACUUCCUAAUGCGUGUUGCCUCCGAGCGUGGCAAUAAGCGACAGCUGCGUUCUUCGGCCAGCGUAGAUCGCACCCAUGAUGCGUCGCCACCGGGUUCGCCCGGCGCGCCAUCUUGCUCCACCACCAUACUCAUACUCGUAGUGCAUGCGGGCAGCGUCUUAGACGCCACCAGCGAGCUGACCGCCAAGAAGUCAGACAUUACC